UGCGACUGAGAUCUUGUUUUUUAACAACUUAUAAAUUGUUUUUAACAUGCGAUUUAAAUAAAAAUAAACAUAAAAACAAUUCCAACUACUGUGCUGAAUAGCCGACGGACCUCCAUUUUGAUAAAUGUCGUGACGUUCACGACGUAGUAUUAAAGUCACACGGCUGUUCCGAUUAAAUGUAGUGCACAAUAAUGUAUACACCCGAUCGGAAUAGAUCACUUCAACAGUUCGGAGAUCUUCAAUCGGACUUAUUUCAAUGGGAAUGACAAAAAAAACGGCGACUGUGGUUGGUCCGCUGAAGACGAGCACCGCAAUCAAAAUCCAAGACCUGCUGCUCAGCAUGGCUUCGUCCUCCAGCUUUGUACCUCCGAAACUAGAUGACUUCAUCCUGACGGAGCGGCUGGGAAGCGGUACAUACGCCACAGUCUACAAGGCCUACAGAAAGGGGGAUAGUCGAGAGGCGGUGGCAGUGAAGGUGGUGGCCAAGAAGACUCUGAACAAGGCGUCCACAGAGAACCUGCUCACAGAGAUCGAGAUCCUCAAGACCAUGCGUCACCCUCAUAUUGUCCAGCUGAAAGACUUUGUGUGGGAUUCUGAGAACAUAUAUCUGAUCCUGGAAUGGUGUUCCGGUGGAGAUCUGUCCCAUUUCAUCCGCAGUCGUCGUAUCUUGCCGGAGGGAGUCGCCCGCCGUUUUCUGCAGCAGUUAGCCUGUGCUCUCCAGUUCCUACAUAACCGAAACAUCUCCCACUUGGAUUUGAAACCGCAGAACAUCUUGCUCUGUGGCUCAGUCCUUAAACUAGCAGACUUUGGUUUUGCCCAGUACAUGUCUCCGUGGGACGAGAAGAGCGUGUUGAGAGGCUCUCCUCUGUACAUGGCUCCCGAGAUGGUGUGUCGGAGCCAGUACGACUCAAGAGUGGAUCUCUGGUCCGUGGGAGUCAUUCUUUAUGAGGCACUUUUUGGACUGGCCCCUUUUGCAUCAAGGUCGUAUUCAGAAUUGGAAGAGAAGAUUAGAAGUAACCAGCCCAUUGAGCUCCCUCCCGGGGCCAGGGUCUCCAAGCACUGCCGGGACCUCCUCCUGCGUCUCCUGGAGAGAAAGCCGGAUGCUCGGAUCACCUUUGCUGAGUUCUUCACGCACCCCUUUGUGGAUAUGGAGCACAUGCCGAGUGCCGAGAGCUUGGAGAAGGCGAAAGAACUGGUACUGCAGGCCGUCCAGAAGGACCAAGAUAGAGAGCGGUCUGCUGCACUCUCUCUGUACUGCAGCGCCCUUGAGCACUUUGUCCCUGCUAUUUAUUACGAGACUGACCGGCAGCGUAAAGAUGUCCUCAGGCAAAAGGUCCGCCAGUACGCAUCCCGAGCGGAAGAGCUGAAGGCCUUAGUGGCCUCAGACAACAACCUUAUUUUCGAGGAGGCGCGCACCUCCAGGGACAUCCUCCGAGAAAUGUCCCGUGAGCAACCACGCUUACUGGCGGCGCUGGAGAUGGCCUCGGUUGCCAUUGCUAAGGAGCAAAGUGGAGUGGACGAUAAGGAGGCCUUGGAUGAAUACCAGAAGUGCUUAGGAGAACUCCUGUUGGCUCUUGCAGCUGAACCGCAGGGUCGCCGACGAGAGCUGCUACAUGGCGAGAUUAAAAGCCUCAUGAGCAGAGCUGAGUACCUCAAGAAGAACAUCAAGAUGCAGGAGACUCAAAGGGACGCCUCGCUGGAUCGGGAGACCUUAGCGGACUCCGUCAGAAGCUCAUGCUGUGUGCAGUAAACCUGAAGAGCCACGGCGGGAAACCAGCUGGCUUGGACAGUCUUACCAAACCAAAGCUUUCACCCCAAUGGCGCUCUGUGCUCCAGGCCAAAUCAAACCUGCAUCCCGACCUCACCUCCCACACUUGUGGGCUCGUCCGUGCCAGAAGCGGUCAAUGUUUUGGUUGUUGCUGUAGGUGAAGUAGCAGCUACAGAGAGCGGUGCUUUACAAGCCGGUUAAAUACUGCAACACACUUGGUUUUGAGUUUACACACUGUAGAUUCCUCCAAAGAAACCAGUUUACAACAUUUAACCUUUAAGGCUGGAUUUACACUGCAUUUUUUUUUACUCUGAAGUGUCACAGUUGAGAUGUGCGUUAUGGCGUUGUAAAGAGAAAACACAAGAAUCGGAUAUCUGAUCAGAGCUCAUCCAAAUGUGGAUAAAAAACAGAUGUCGGAUAUCUGUCCAUGCGAGUGCUGUACCCCUACAAUGCCAGCUUGACCUCAAAAUACACCCGUGUCUGCUCAAGCAACACAAAUAAACACAUUAAAAAAUAUAUGCUGUAAAUCUAAACUACAGUGUGAAAACAGAGACAAUUUAAAAUGGGCUAAAUAUGUGUAUUAUCAUUAAAUAAGCAAAAUAUUUGCUGACUGUGGCCAGUGGAGAAGUGUGGAGGUUAACUUUAUUUUAAAUCAAUGAAAGCAAGAGUAGCCCCAGGCCAAAUAAACAGUAUGUAAUAUUUGAUAUUUUGUCAAUGCUUGUCUUCCAAUUUGGAUCUCUGUGCAUGCAGAAAUAAUGUAAAUAGACAGUACAAAAAAAGCACUUGGACCUGCAGUAUAAAAUCUGGCCUGCUAUUGUGAAUUUUUCUCUGCUAACAUUCAGCGUGAUCAUAAUGUAAACGUGAGCUCCUUUGCUCCAUCACUAACUAUAUGCAAAACCUGGAACAUAAUGGAUUUGUACACUCUGCUGACAACGUGUUUUGACCACAUCACUCUGGUCAACAAGCAAAAGGGAUUUAAAUCAAAAGUAUUUGCAGAAAACUGUGAAAAUGUAUCCCGGGGGUACUGGUGUAUACUGUUGGAUUGACCCUUUUGUACUGUACCCUCUGAUAAUGUGUACAUACAGUGGAACCUGUAAGUUCAAACAAUCCUUUCCAUGAUGCUGGACAAAAUUGGAAUUGGAAAAUAAUGCAAAAUGAAUUAAUCUGUUCCCAGGUUCAACUGGUCCCAUCUUGAGUAAUUGGACAGGCAUAAUUGUAGCAUUAACUGGCAUACAAAUGUAAAAAGAAGUUAAACACUGUUUAAUAACAUUAAAAUCUAUGAGUUGUUUACACCCCUUCACCCUCCUGUUAUAUUUAUUGAACAUCAAAUAGGUUUUCCCCCCAAAAAACAAUGGUAAAACGUCUGGCUUUAGUUUUGAAUUUAUUUUACAGUCGUUUUCCCCCCCCCCCAACUAUUUUACUCUUGGAACAACAAAUAACAGGAGGGCUAAUGCUGUUAAUGCUUUGCAAUUGUAAAAAGAAUUUAACUACUGUAUAGCACAACUGGACGUCCCUUUGGAAUUUGGAUGCACCGCAUAAACAAUAAACGCAGUUCACUUUG
This is a messenger RNA of Phyllopteryx taeniolatus (common seadragon), 3329 nucleotides long. RefSeq names its product unc-51 like kinase 3 (gene ulk3). Gene Ontology annotation, cellular component: autophagosome; cytoplasm. Lineage: Eukaryota; Metazoa; Chordata; Actinopteri; Syngnathiformes; Syngnathidae. The transcript has 17 exons. Bases 257 to 1750 code for a protein of 497 amino acids. The record is from RefSeq and is a predicted model, not a curated record. Gene Ontology annotation, biological process: autophagosome organization; autophagy; peptidyl-serine phosphorylation. Gene Ontology annotation, molecular function: protein serine/threonine kinase activity; ATP binding.